This is a messenger RNA of Lolium perenne, 576 nucleotides long. RefSeq names its product RING-H2 finger protein ATL39-like. Lineage: Eukaryota; Viridiplantae; Streptophyta; Magnoliopsida; Poales; Poaceae. The record is from RefSeq and is a predicted model, not a curated record.
AUGUCUGACCUGUUGGCGGGGCUCAGGCUCUCGAUGCGGUUCCGCGGAGGCGAGAACGUCCGGCACGGAGCAUGCUAUGGCGUCGUGGUGUCCUUCGUGUCGAUGCUCGUCUUCUGCGUGCUCGUCGCCACCGUCAGCGUCUGGAAGGCGUUCGUGUUUGCCGGCCUGGUGCUGGUUUCCUUCGGGGUCGUAGAAUGCCUCAAGCAGAGGGGCGGCACCGGCGACGAGCAGGUGGCUAGGGCGGGCAUUCCGCCGCCGGCGUGCCAGCUCGGGAUCGCGAAGUCUGUGGUCGAUACACUCCCAACGUUCGCGUAUGCGUCUAAUGGCGUCGAGGGAGGUCACGACCUCGAGUCUGGGAGCACCAAGCUCUGCUCCGUGUGCCUGGAGGACCUUGAGGACAGCGAGAUGGUGCGGCAGCUCCCAACCUGCAAGCACCUCUUCCAUGUCGACUGCAUCGACAUGUGGCUGCAUUCGCAUUCGACGUGUCCUGUUUGCCGCUGCGACCUCUCACCAGCACGGUCUACUACUGCCAAGGUGGCGGAACUGCCGGCUGCUGAUGCGUUGCCGCCUGUAUAG